AUGUGUCGGCCUGUCACGCUGCAAGUAAACACCCGGGCUGAUGGACAGCUCGGGACUGGAUGGCCUCACCGUCUUCCCCCUUGGGAGAGCUCUGAAGAAGGAAAGAGGAGAGCGGAGGGGAAAGGAAGGGGGCAGAAGCUGGAGAAAAAGGAGUUGGAGAGAAGGGUCACUCUCUUUAUCCACGAGGAUCGCAGUGUCACGGUUACUUCGCUGAGAGAGAGAGAGAAGGGGGGGAAAAAACGCGCGUCGGUUGGAUACGCGUCGGUCUCCGGGAGCAGUACGCACGACCAGGACACUCUGUCGCCUCUGCUUUCCCCCAAAAACCAGUCAGCACUGCGCGCCGCCGAGGAGCUGCGGAGCGUCCGGGGCUGCGAAAAAAGGGUACGAAGUGAAAGAAACAGUCCGAAAAUGUGUUCCAGUGACGACUCUCGCAUCCUGGAUUUGGAGGAGCAGGUUAAUAAUUUAUCAGACGAGUUAAUACAAUGUCAGGCCGACAAGGAGUUUGUGUGGUCUCUGUGGAAACGCCUGCAAGUGGCAAAUCCAGACUUGACCCAGGCUAUCAGUUUGGUGGUAGAACGAGAGAAACACAAAGCUGAGAUUAAGGAUCGAAAAGUGUUGGAGAUCCUCCAGUCCAAAGAUUUCAAGAUACAGGAGCUGGAACAGAAAGCGACAGAGCAUCAGCAGGAGAUAAACAACCUGGUUCAGAGGAGGACGACAGAGGAGGAGGAGCGUGCUUUAAAGAAGGAGCUGACAACUCUGCGUGAGCAACUGGUCAAUAAGAGUCAGGAUCUUCAGGAAAUGAAGACAGAGUGGAGGAAGAAGGAGGAGGAGCAGCAGCAGGUGGUGCAGGCUCUAGAGGAGGAGAAAGAGGGAUUAACGUCACUCUGUGCCGCCCUGAGAACUGACCUGGAGGAAAAAGAGAGGCAGGUCAACAGUCAGCGAGACCAGAGGGAUGCCGCCCUGGCCAGAUUAAAGGAUCUGGAGGAGGAACAGCACAAUACUUAUCAAAAGCUAACUACUGUUCAGCGAUACAAUGACGAUCUAGCAGCGCUGCUUUCUUCUAAAGAGCGGGAGUUCGCAAAUAAAGAGGGACAACUUGAUGGACUUCGUCGUGAUUUUGCUGAGGUGCAGACUCUGUACAAACAGAGCACACAACAUGCAGCAGAGCAGAGCCACCUGAUCAGGCAACUGGAGGGACUCAACUUAGACACACAAAGAGUCCUGAGAAACCAAGAGGAGGCACACACUGCUGACACCACCUCGUAUCAGCAGCUUUACAAGGAGUUGAGUCAGUGCUACCAGGCUCUCCUGUCAAGUGAGGGCAAGCUCCGUCAGAGUCACCAGGAGCUCAGCAGCCAGUUGGCUCACAGAGACCAACACAUCUUAGAACUCCAGGCUCAGCUUCAGAAAUUACAGGCAGAAAUACAACUUCUACAGCAGCAACCGGCACCAAAAACAGCUUUGAACCCAUCUCCGAACAGACAAACCAACUUUAAGCCGCUGGUGUCGGGGCAAGCUGAUGCUGCGGUUCAGAUAUCUAGCCCUUUCUCUGACCCGUCCUCAAGUCUAAGUUCAGAUCCCAAGUCCACGGACAAGCGUUUCCAUCAUAGGUCUACAGUCACUGUCAGAGGGCAGCAGGAUACACCUGUGCAACGGUCCAGGUCUCUGUCCCCAGCCAGCAGCGUGGGGUCGAGAAGAAUGAUGAGAAUAGGAGCAGAACAAAAAAUCCAUGAUCUUGAGGCACUGCUGCAACUGAAGACUGAGGAGAAUGAUGAGCUGAGGAAGGCUCAUAAUAAGCGCCGUGAACGUCUUUGUUUGAUUCAAGCCAACUACAAGACAGUUAAAGACCAGCUCAAAGACAUGGAGAAAUCCAGUGGUCUGCCAGUUGGAAGGAAUCUCCGCCCAGAGUCCUGGCAGCUUCGACAAGAGAACAGUGAUGCUGUGUGGAAUGAGCUGGCCUACUUGAAAAAUCUCACCAGAAAACUCUCCACGGAGAAAGUGGGUUUGGAAGAGGAGCUGGACGUGCUGCGAGUCCAGGCAGCUAUGGACCGGGCCACUGUGAAGGAGUUCCAAAUGUGUCUUGCAUAUGAACACCAAGAAUUGCUUCACAAAGUGGCAGCGGAGCAGCAGGUCAAAAGCAGCACUCCGAAAAAGCCUUCUCUGUCUUCAGGUCGAAUGGAACAGUCAUUUAAAAAGAUUGAGCAGCUGGAGUUGAGAAUGAUGUCCCUGACGGAGCAGACAGACAGGCUGAGAAAGGAGAAAGAGCAGUUACUUGAGGCCAACAAAGACUUGGCCCACAACUGCCGCAGACUCCAAGCCUCCCUGGACCAUCUGCAAAUGCAGGAGGCUGUCCGAGAAGAGGCUGCUCAUGCCAAGGCCAUGGCCCAAGAGGAAAAACAUUGUGGUGAGAUCAUGGCUCUCGAAGCUCGACUGGCCACAUCUCAAAAAGAGAUUACCAAGUUUCAUCAUCAGUUGCUCAAGCUGAGACAGGAACUAGGGAUUCUCAGAGCAGCCAGGGACUUCUAUAGGCAUCGUGCAGCAGGACCAACACGGGCAGCUGGGAUCACAGACAACAUUAGUGGCAAGGUCAAACUCAAGACAACUCGGCACAGAAGUCUACUACAUCGGCACAGACAUCGAACAGUCAGCCCCAAUCAAGCCAUCAGCUGGCAAGGCCGCAGCCCCAGUCCCACUAAGGACGAGUGGGAGGACAUGAGCGUCGAUGGUGACAGUUGUGAGGAGUACUCGGAUAGUCUGAACAGUGUUCCCUGUUGGACAUCGACUCACAGACAGCACACUCAUACAAAGUCCUACAGGUGCUCAAACACACAAGCACUGGCACGAGAGUCUAAAAGAAAGCAACCGGAUGUUCGGACCCAAGAUCAUAAACAGCAUGAGCCCUGGGAGCGAGGGACAAGAGGAGCGAAAAGGAGGUGGAAGGGGAAGGUGGUGAGGAACAGGCGCUGCUCCUCCUCUUCUGUACAGCAGCGCAUCAACUCUCUACAGUGUCACAUUGACAUCCUACAAAGUGCUAGGAAAGAUGCUCUCCUCUCAGCCAGGGAGUUGCGAAGGGCCAAUGAGACGAUCACGGCACAGCUCAACACUGUUACCGGGAGACUCAACACCAGCAAGCAGCUUACACAGAAGCUAACCUCUGACCUGGCUGGUGUGGAACAGCAGAAAAAAGUUUUGGAGAUGGAGCUUCAGCAGUGGAAGCAGAUUACUUUCCCCCCACAAACUGCACCACCAACACCACCAGUAAACACAGAGUGCUCCUGCAGAAGCAUGCCUGCUGCAGCUAACGCUGCCCCUCAGGCCUUGGAGGCUGAGGUGAAACAACUUCAAGCCAAGCUUAAGAGUGCAAGUGCUGAGGUCACAAGGCAGAUGGCCGCUAACAAAGCCCUGCGCGGCCAGCUCCAGGAGAAGGAGGACAAGCUCUGCCAGCUGCAGGAAAAAGUGGGCCACACUGAACGAGAUGUUAGUAUGAAAAGGCAGCUGGUGGAGGACUUGAGGACGAGGCUGAAGUUUCUGCAGGAGAUGGAAAAAAGCUACCGUGACCAGAUAGAGGAGCUUGAGAAGAAGGUAAAGACUUUAUCAGAGGAGGCCACCAACAGGAAGGCCCUCAUUGAAUCUCUAAAGAGAAGGUUAAAUGUUGCAACAACAGAGAAAAGCAAGCAUGAGGCUUCCUGUGCCAAACUGAAGGAGGACCUUGAGAAAAAGGAGCAUCGUCUGCAUGCCCUACAGGCUCGUGUCGGAGCCGGUGAACAGGCCUUGGCUGCCCUGGAACAGACUGCCACUGAGCAAAUGGAGGGUUUAACUCAGCAGAGCACCCAUGCUUUGGACAAGCUUCAGAGACAGCUUUGUCAGGCUCAUUCUCAACUGGAGCAUCUUUAUUCUUUCAUCAAGACCCUGGCCAGUGAAAUACUUUUAGACAUUCAAGAGGUCAAGCAGCAGUUGAUGAAGAGGAGGUUGAGGCAGGCCAGCGCCAUGGCAGCAAAGAGCGGCCCUGCAGCCAAGUCUAUGAUCAAAGCCAAGUCCAUUGCUGCCUCCAUUCUCAAUAUGUCAGAGAAUGAUCUUGCUGACAUAAUGGAAACAGAUCAGAGGGCAUCGGGCUGCACAGAGAGUCCCAGAGACCAGGAAUGGAUGGACCACUUCAUCCUCAUUCUCCAACAGAAGAUCCCCUCAGCCGGCCAGCUAAUGGAGGCUGUGCGCGUGAAGAUGAAGGAGAGGAAAGUGCUGACAGAAGAGCUGGCCGCGCUCGCAACACCAGUCAGCGAAAAAACCUGACUCCCUGGGCUGAGGCUGGGAAAACUGUCAUCCUCUUCUUUUUCUCCCUCCCUUCUUCCUUCCCUUCCCAGUUCCCGCUCAGUGGGAGCCGGGCUGAGCCAAGCUGAGCCGGGGCAGCAGAACCAAUAUUUGUGAGAAAAACGCUGUCGACUCACUCUGGGCCACUGGCUCAACACAGCAGCCCGGCUUUUGUAAAUGAGCCCUCGACAUCUGUGUUAGCACUCAGUGCACUAUGUCUAUCAGACAGGGCCCUUUAGUGCCAAGCUAAUUUACAGCACAGCCACUCUCCUCCACUCUCAAUUCAGGACCGGGGUGAUAAGGCAAAUGCUUACGCUAUGUUUAUCUUACACUUUUUUGUAAACUUUAUUUUACCUCUCAAACUAAUUUACUUGUGGGGACUCAACCUCACAAUGCCAAGUCAACAAUUUGAGAAAGUAAAAUACAGUUAUGAUCCAUUCAUCAAACAUCAAAGAUCCUGUUGUGUAAUUCAGGAUUUCUUUGUUUAAUUUUUUCAAUUCAUUGCAAGGAUGUAUUUUUGCAGGGUUUUAGCUUUGUUUAUGCACGCAUUUGCCUCUCAUCGUUUCUGGUGCUAAUUUAUUGGAUUAUUAUGUUAUCAGAGUUUUUGCCUUCAAAAAUCUUAAAUUGUCUUCAAUUGUAAAUAAAAAGCGCGACGUCUGGC
Menidia menidia (Atlantic silverside) is the source of this 4966-nucleotide messenger RNA. The record is from the annotation of a GenBank genome assembly. NCBI's taxonomy places the organism in Eukaryota, Metazoa, Chordata, Actinopteri, Atheriniformes, Atherinopsidae.